GGCUGCUGGUGAUCCUGGCUCGGAGUUCAGCCUCAUUGAGAGCGCUCUGAGCUGCGGGGACGGACGGACGUGGAACCCCAACGGACUGAACGUUUUCAGUAUUGUUUCCGACGGUCUCAACAAGAUGCCACUGGGUCAGGAUUGCCAUGCGUGGAAAAAGAAGACCUCAGAUGUGAAGGAGAAGUACGAGUUCAGAGAGAUACUGGGAACGGGAGCUUUCUCCGAGGUGGUCUUGGGCGAGGAGAAGAGGACGCACCAAUUGGUGGCCAUCAAGUGCAUCCCCAAGAAGGCGCUGGAAGGCAAAGAGAACAGCAUUGAGAACGAGAUAGCAGUCCUGCACAAGAUUAAACACCCCAACAUUGUGUCCCUGGAAGAGAUAUUUGAGAGCAAGUCACACCUCUAUCUUGUCAUGCAACUGGUAUCUGGUGGGGAGCUCUUUGAUCGUAUCAUAGAGAAGGGCUUCUACACGGAGAAAGACGCCAGUAAGCUGAUUCAGCAGAUUCUGGAUGCAGUUAAAUACCUCCAUGACCUGGGCAUUGUGCACCGUGACCUCAAGCCAGAGAAUUUACUGUACGACACCAUAGACGAAGACUCCAAGAUCAUGAUCAGCGACUUUGGUCUGUCUAAAAUUGAAGGCUCUGGCAGUGUGAUGUCAACAGCCUGCGGGACGCCCGGAUAUGUUGCCCCUGAAGUUUUGGCACAGAAACCUUACAGUAAAGCAGUGGACUGCUGGUCUAUUGGUGUCAUUGCAUACAUUCUCUUGUGUGGAUAUCCUCCUUUCUAUGAUGAAAAUGAUGCCAAACUGUUUGAGCAGAUCCUGAAGGCAGAAUAUGAGUUUGACUCUCCAUACUGGGAUGACAUCUCUGACUCUGCUAAAGAUUUCAUAGUUCACCUGAUGGCGAAAAGCCCGACUGAACGCUACACCUGUGAGCAGGCUCUGCAGCACCCCUGGAUUGCCGGGGAUACCGCCCUGGACAAGAACAUUCACGAGUCUGUCAGUGCACAGAUAAAGAAAAAUUUUGCAAAGAGCAAGUGGAAGCAAGCGUUCAAUGCCACUGCAGUGAUUCGUCACAUGAGGCGUCUCCAGCUGAGCACUGGUAUGGAGGGGCCCAGCCCCCCUCACCUGCUGAUGCCAGAGGAAGAUCCAGAGGCGUGCACCCUCCGCUGCCACCUGAACAGCAGUGUGUGAUACACAACCUGCUUCAUGUACGCAUAGAUCCCCAAAUCACUUUCCAGUUUUAACUUCCUCAGUGGGUCCAGAGGCACCACCAUCUCCUCCUCCUUUGUCUGGCUGGGAAUACAGCGUCAUUCCAACCUGUCGCCUGCAGGGGGAGCAAGACUGUUGAGCCUGGGAGGGAAGGACAAAGUUUGAAAAGGAGGUGGAGGAAGACUUGGUAUUAAUCAUGAUGCAGCAGAGUGGGUUUUUUCCUUUUUUUGAAUGAGAUGAAAUGGAUACCAUGGUAGGAGAGUACACAACCUCCCCCACGUUUGUGUUGAGAUGGAGGGGUUGUUUUUACAAGAGCAGGGCAGAACUCGUUGGACUAUUUUUUUUUUAAAUUCAGCCUGGUUCUUUGUUGGUUUUAUCGUUUUGUAUACAUUUGUGUUGCGUCAUUUGCUUCCUACUUUUAAGCUCAACUCUGUGUCUGCAUGAUCAGGAAGGGGGCAGUUUCCCCAUUGCAUGAUUUAUCCUUAAACUUCACUGUUGCAGAAAUGCCGCGUCGCAUUAAAGAGCGAGCGUUGUUCAAUGGUUGAAUUGGCAAAUUUUACAUCUUCAAGAGGAUCAGCAACGGAGCAGAUUUAUUUAAUGAACAUGACAUUUACUCGCUAUGUAGCCUUUCUUGUGGAAUUAUAAUGUUUCCAUGCAGUGGUUCUGCCUCCUGGGAAGAAAAAGGCUUUAAUUUGUCGUUUUUUUUAAACUCUAAACUUCUUUAACAAAAGAUUAAUUCUUGUCUAAGGUGCCUUUAGGAAGGAUUUAUUGGUGGUAGCUUGUUUAAAUAUGGGGACUACUUCCUGUAACAUUAUAUUUUUGUAUGUCUUGUUAGGUUAAAUUGCAAUUUUAGUGUAUUUUUUAUACAGCUUAACUGUUAUAGCCGCAGCUUGCAUAAUUGUAAAAAUAUUUU
Messenger RNA from Nematolebias whitei (Rio pearlfish), 2120 nucleotides. It is a transcript of the gene camk1b, whose product is annotated as calcium/calmodulin-dependent protein kinase Ib. Bases 125 to 1189 code for a protein of 354 amino acids. Gene Ontology annotation, biological process: peptidyl-serine phosphorylation. The record is from RefSeq and is a predicted model, not a curated record. Gene Ontology annotation, molecular function: ATP binding; calcium/calmodulin-dependent protein kinase activity; calmodulin binding. The transcript has 12 exons. NCBI's taxonomy places the organism in Eukaryota, Metazoa, Chordata, Actinopteri, Cyprinodontiformes, Rivulidae. Gene Ontology annotation, cellular component: intracellular anatomical structure.